GGAGAUUAAUACAGCAAACAAAGAAGAGGCAGGGCAGGACUGUCACAAGCGUGUUGAUUUGCCCCCUGAGGGCAAGGAAGAAGGAAGGAGCAUUGGAGGAGCAAGGUGCUGGGGAGGAGGGCGGAGUUAAAACCAGACGUCAGAGCGUAGACAAACAGGUGUAUGCUGAUCCCCUGACAGUCAGACCCAGGAAAACAAGACCAUGUAGAAGCGACCCAGGAUUUCUCACACAGUUGGACCGAUGUGGAACUUACUCCAUGAAGACUGCAAAAGCAAAAUUAUUCUGGAGGACUUAGUACACAAUUCAAAGUAAAAGGCUCACCGCUUUGACAGGAUGUCGUCAAUAUCAAACGCAGACUUCCGCUGCCAACCAGGAGACACAAUCUGUGAGAUUCGUGUGUAUGAGAAGGAAGUGAUCAUCGUGCCCAUUCUGCUGCUGGCCACCUUUGUGGUCACGCUGGUCUUCAUCCUCCUACUGCGCUUCUGUCCGGAGAAGGUCGAGCGCAUCCGUCUCAGCACCACCAGGCCCACCUUCAGGAGGGAGCUGCACGGCAUCGAUGCUCCACCCGGCAUCAAUGUUCUGGAGCACGAAAGCAUCGCUUUGGACAUGCCCAACACGUACUCCACCUUUCAGCCGCCCAGCAUGUACGCCUCCAAAAAGCUCUCCCUGUCCGUGGAUAUGCCUCCGGUGUCGUCGGGCGCCCAAGCCUACAAGCCGGCGUCGGAAGUCGUGAUCCAGCCCAGGGAGCUGCCGCGCCAGAGGCUGCCCGAGUCCUUCAACUUGAUCAACCCGCUGCCGGGUUGCUUCCCCUUGCGCUCCAACUCCUCCGUGUCCCUCUACAGGGCCCGCAUGGAGAACAGGAACGUGGUCCUACGAGUUCUUAAUGACUCGGCCGAUGCCACCGAGAGGCACAACUUCCUGGGCUUUGCGUCCUUCCUGGCCCAGCUGGGGCCGCACCCGUUCUUACCCGAGCUGUUGGGCGUGGUCUCCUUGCGGGCCCCGCUGGUGACAGCGGUGGAGGAGUUGGAGAACCGGGACCUGCUCAGCUUCCUGUGGCGGUGCAGACGGGAAGACGUGAAUCCUCCGUGUGAGAUGACAGAGAGGCGAAUGUUUACCAUGGCCCAACAUGUGCUCUCAGCGCUGACGUACCUCCACAGCAAAGAUCUCCUGCACGGGAACAUCCGAGCCCGCAGCGUCCUGGUCAGCCAGGCGCACACGGCCAAGCUGUGGGGGCUUCACGGGGUCUUCACACGCAAGAACCAAGCAUCCACGCAAAAGGAUGACCCCAGCAUGAAGAAAUGGCAGGCGCCGGAGAUUUUAGCCAGAAGAACUGUCGGGCCCAGCAGUGACUUAUGGUCUUUUGGCAUCUUAGUGUAUGAAAUGGUAACACUGGGAGAAGCUCCGUUUGCAGAGGUCCCCGUUAAUGAGCUCCUCCAGUUCCACCAGCGGGGCAAAAGUCUGAAGAAGCAUCCCAACUGCUCCAACGCCCUCUACGCCAUCAUUAAGGCUUGCUGCCAGUGGAAAGAAGCGGAUCGCCCCUCGUUAGCCGACGUGACCCGCAAACUGGUGUCUGGGGAGAAGAGCGCCUCGGAUAAAGUCCUCAAGGGGGCGCUGGCGGUCAACCUGGAGCGCUACCUGCAAGAGGCCGGCUACGGGGAGGCCAACAGCUACACCAUCUUCUGAUUAGAACAAAAAGGCAGUCCACUUUUUUUUUUAUACCUGUGCACUUUUCCCACAACCAACUGUUACAUAUUUCGCUUUGCACAUGAGGAGAAACAAAACUUGUAUACUCAAGAUUUUUUAUUAAGCUUUCUCUAUGAAAUGUUUUAUUUUAAGGUUUAGGCAAAAGGAAAUACAGACUUUCAAACAGAUGUAAACUUGAAGGGCAUCCGGUCAGAGUGGAUGCUGUGGAAUGACGGUUUGUCUGAUUUGUUUACCAACUUCCUGCAGCCCAUAUCACGUAACAGAUGCCAUCCAUGUUUGGUUUUUGUACGCUCCUACAUCGAACGACCGUGAACUGAAUGACGCAUAAAAUGUGAAUAAAUAA
Messenger RNA from Syngnathus acus (greater pipefish), 2048 nucleotides. It is a transcript of the gene styk1b, whose product is annotated as serine/threonine/tyrosine kinase 1b. The record is from RefSeq and is a predicted model, not a curated record. The transcript has 10 exons. NCBI's taxonomy places the organism in Eukaryota, Metazoa, Chordata, Actinopteri, Syngnathiformes, Syngnathidae. The coding region runs from base 335 to 1684 and encodes 449 amino acids. Gene Ontology annotation, molecular function: ATP binding; protein tyrosine kinase activity. Gene Ontology annotation, biological process: regulation of apoptotic process; protein phosphorylation.